AUGGCGAGCGACCUCGUCGUCACCAUCGGCCAGCGCGCCUUCCACGUGCACCAGUACCCGCUGUACGCGUUACUAGCCUUCCACGUGCACCAGUACCCGCUGUACGCGUUACUAGCCUUCCACGUGCACCAGUACCCGCUGUACACGUUACUAGCCUUCCACGUGCACCAGUACCCGCUGUACGCGUUACUAGCCGUGAUCCCGAGCGCGGCAGCAGCAGCGGGCGAGGGCACGGGCCCCUUGCAAGCAGGCCUCUCGUUCCUCCCUGGCGGCGCGCUCUCCUUAGUACCCAUCGCCUGCUACUGCUACGCCCGCCCCUGCCGCCUCUCGCCCCACUCCGUGCUGCUCGUGCGCUCCACAGGAAAUGGGGGGAAUGCGGCAGUGGGGGGAUGCGGCAGUGGGUGGGGGAAUGCGGCAGUGGGUGGGGGGAUGCAGGAGUGGGGGGAUGCGGGAGUGGGGGGAUGCGGCGGGAGUGGGGGGAUGCGGCGGGAGUGGGGGGAUGCGGGAGUGGGGGGAUGCGGCGGGAGUGGGGGGAUGCGGGAGUGGGGGGAUGCGGGAGUGGGGGGAUGCGGGAGUGGGGGGAUGCGGGAGUGGGGGGAUGCGGGAGUGGGGGGAUGCGGGAGUGGGGGGAUGCGGGAGUGGGGGGAUGCGGGAGUGGGGGGAUGCGGGAGUGGGGGGAUGCGGGAGUGGGGGGAUGGUGAGCCAGGAGUGCAGGAGAUGACCUUUUUCUUGCUUCUUCAUACUCGCUCCCCGCCUUCCACACCCCAUCCUUCUCACCCGCCAUCCCUCUUCUCACCCCGUCCUUCUCAUCCCUCACUCUUUCCCCCACCGACCCUCUUCUCACCCCACACCCCCCUUCCCCCCUCGCCGCCUCCCCCCCUCGCCGCCUCCCCCCCUCGCCGCCUCCCCCCCUCGCCGCCUCCCCCCCUCGCCGCCUUUCCCCCUCGCCUCCUCCCCCUGGCAGCAUCGCUGCUAGAGAUGAGCGCGUGUGGGCCCAGCCACUCGCUGCCGCUGCCGCUUCUGGCCUCCCAGCGCCUGCAGCACCUCCUGCUGCACUGGCCGCCCUCCUCUGCCCUGUGCUUGCCUCAACCUGAGGGUUUCAGCCCUCCUCUCUCGCCUCACACAAGCCGAGCUCUGGGGGGCUCAACCUUCCUACCUGACCUUGCCGUCACCACCCAGGGGACUCAACCCCCCUUGACGGUGGUGCUGGUGGUGGUGGCUGGAGCAGCAGUGGCACACCAUGAGGUGGCACUGCUUGUGGAGGCCGGCAAGGAGGGAGUGUCACCAAGGCUCUUUGUGCUGCCACUCAGAGCGUCAGAGCUGGGAAAAACAUGUAGCACCAGGUCAUAG
Molecule: messenger RNA, 1350 nt
Organism: Closterium sp. Naga37s-1
Lineage: Eukaryota; Viridiplantae; Streptophyta; Zygnematophyceae; Desmidiales; Closteriaceae
Source: the annotation of a GenBank genome assembly